This is a messenger RNA of Oryza sativa Japonica Group (Japanese rice), 1419 nucleotides long. NCBI's taxonomy places the organism in Eukaryota, Viridiplantae, Streptophyta, Magnoliopsida, Poales, Poaceae. The record is from RefSeq and is a predicted model, not a curated record.
AUGGAUCAGUAAUCGACGGCAAGACCGGGGCAGGCAGCUAGGCCGGGGAAGAAAGGAAUCUGCGCUGCAGUAGCACUCUCUGACCUGUGGGCCCCCUACCCCCCUCAUCUCUCUCCAACGUACCCACACAGCGUCCCACCUCGCCGCCGGAGCCAAUGAGAGAUCGACGACGAUCGACGUCUACCAGUCCACGAACGAGUACAAUUCGCCAUAAAUAAAUAGGGCGCCACACCCCUCAGCUCGAUCCCCUAGCUCUCGAUCGGCUGCAAGAAGCUAUAGCUAGCCUAGCUCAUCUCGCCGGAGAAGAAGCUAAGGCAGCAGGCAGAGAGAGAGAGAGAGAGAGAGAGAGAGAGAUGAUGGGGAGGGGGAAGGUGCAGGUGCGGCGGAUCGAGAACGAGGUGAGCCGGCAGGUGACCUUCUCCAAGCGGCGGCCGGGGCUGCUCAAGAAGGCCCACGAGAUCGCCGUCCUCUGCGACGUCGACGUCGCCGCCAUCGUCUUCUCCGCCAAGGGCAACCUCUUCCACUACGCCUCCUCCCACACCACUAUGGAGCGAAUCCUUGAGAAGUAUGACAGACAUGAGUUAUUAUCUGAAGGAAAUAAUGUGAUUGAAGAGUUCCCUGAGCUGGAGGGAAGCAUGAGCUAUGACCACAUCAAGCUGAGGGGCAGGAUUGAAGCUCUAAAAAAGAGCCAAAGGAAUCUUAUGGGGCAGGAACUUGACUCGCUGACACUGCAAGAUAUCCAGCAGCUUGAGAACCAGAUAGACACUUCUCUGAAUAACAUAAGAUCAAGAAAGGAAAAGUUGCUGAUGGAGAAAAACACUAUUCUGGAGAAGAAAAUUACUGAACUGGAGACACUGCAUACAUGCAUCAGGGCGUCACCCACUAAAGCUGCUGCUCCUCCUGCCUGCAAUACUGCUGAUGCAUUUGUUCCCAACCUCAACAUCUGCUGCGGCGAUUCCGGCGAGCCGGAAACCGUGACGGCGCCACUUGGCUGGACCAGCAGCAACAAUGGCUUGCCAUGGUGGAUGCUCCAGUCAUCAUCGAACGGCAAGAGCUAGAAGAUGUUCAGAUGAAAUGGUCCCUGCAGCCAUUGCAUGGUUGCUGAAUAAUGUCGUCCCAGAUGGUUAGGCAAGCAACCUAGCUAGAACUUUCAGUUAGUGAGCGGUAGUAGUAUCUCCCCCUUCUUAAUCCCUACUAUACUCCGUAGAUUAAUUCUAAGCAUCCUUUUGUUUCCAUUAUCUACGCUGCUGGUUUGAUGAAAUUCCUGUGUUGUAUUCAGCUGCAUUGGGAUCAUUGCUCAGCCUUUGGUCAUGUCUCUCACUGGAAUCAAUGUGUCAUGUCUGUCUUGCAAUCACUUCGAUCUGGUAUUCUAUUGGUCAGUCUAAUGAGUGUACCUUCUAGUACUCAGUUUUGUCUGAA